AUGCUAUUUUGUUUAAUGAAAUUUUUAUUAGGUGAUCAAAUAUAUUAUGAAUGGUUAAGUGAUGGAGUUUUACCAUCAGAAAUGCAAAAUCAUACAAUUAUUAUUAAAUCAAUUGAACAAUCAUUUUUAUCUGGUUCAAAAAUUUAUAUAAAAAAUUGUAAUACACUAGAUAGUCUUCUUUAUCCAUUAGCACAAUGGAAAGCAACAUCACAAGAAUCAAACUUAAAUGAUGAUUCAAAUUUAAUAAUUUAUUGUGGUCGUCGUUUCUAUUGUAAUCCAUCAUUUCGUUUUUAUUUUCAUACAACUUGUGAUUCACUGGAUAAAGUCUCAUCAUCAUUAUCAUUAUUAACAACAUCUAUUAAUUGUCAAUAUAGUGUUGAAACAUUAUUAGAUGAUUUACGACAACAAAUUUU
Molecule: messenger RNA, 413 nt
Organism: Adineta steineri
Lineage: Eukaryota; Metazoa; Rotifera; Eurotatoria; Adinetida; Adinetidae
Source: the annotation of a GenBank genome assembly